Molecule: messenger RNA, 888 nt
Organism: Puccinia graminis f. sp. tritici CRL 75-36-700-3
Lineage: Eukaryota; Fungi; Basidiomycota; Pucciniomycetes; Pucciniales; Pucciniaceae
Exons: 4
Coding region: 1-888 (295 amino acids)
Source: RefSeq, a predicted model, not a curated record
AUGCUAACAAAAUCCUGUAGUCUUAAAAAGCUAACACUACGCUGCACUAACACUACGGUUAGCGUAACUGGCCCACCGUUGCCAGCAAGACAAUUGAAACGGCUCCGAAAAUCCAACAGUCCGGAUCAUGAGGACAACAAUGACACUGAACCAACUGCAGACCUAGCCAAACAACCUGAAGAAACCCAAUUUGAGCCUUCAAAAGGUGAACAAAAAAUUGAAAAUCAAGAUAGUGAUGCCGAGCAAUCUCUGGACGAAAUCAAUAAUAACGCUCUGUUGGCUUUGUUGGAUGAAAAGCUGGCAAGUGUUCCAAAACAUCUACAACAUCUGGUCAAGGACCAAUUCGACCCAGAAGGCGAUGGCAACUGUGGCUUCCGGUGUGUUGCAAGAGCACUUGGUUACGACGAUAAUGGAUUCAUGCGGGUCCGGCAGGAGAUGAUCACCGAUUUAACAGAUAACCGAGCAAGUUACGUCAAAUUGCAGGGCAGCGAACAGGAAGUAGUCAAUAUCCUCAAUGGCCUAACAGUAGAUGGCACCCAAUCUAGCGUUCCUCCUGGGAAGUGGCUCAGCAAGUUGUCGCAUGGUCAAAUUCUUGCAAAUACUUAUACCCGCCAGGUUUUCCUCUCUUUUGAUUCCUGCAACACCUAUCUGCCCUUGAGGCUUGGCCCCGAGGACUCCAAAUCCAACGAACCUAUUUACCUUCUUCACGUGAACAAGAAUCACUGGGUUUUGGCUUACAUGGAGGAAGUAGAUGGGGUGAAACCUCUCCCUCCCCCCAUGCUGGCAACUAAGUGCACUUCGGAAACCGCUAAGGGCUGGUGGAGUUACAUACAGCAGGGCCUGGCUUUCUAUCACCGGCUCCUUGUGGAUUCCAAAAAGGUUAUUUAA